Messenger RNA from Dictyostelium purpureum, 690 nucleotides. RefSeq lists its product as uncharacterized. NCBI's taxonomy places the organism in Eukaryota, Evosea, Eumycetozoa, Dictyosteliales, Dictyosteliaceae. Gene Ontology annotation, cellular component: preribosome, small subunit precursor; nucleolus; 90S preribosome. Gene Ontology annotation, biological process: maturation of SSU-rRNA from tricistronic rRNA transcript (SSU-rRNA, 5.8S rRNA, LSU-rRNA). The record is from RefSeq and is a predicted model, not a curated record. The transcript is spliced from 2 exons. The coding region runs from base 1 to 690 and encodes 229 amino acids.
AUGCCAAAAGAAGUUAAAUCAAAAUCACUUCAUAUUAAAUCAUCAGCUAGAAAAGAAGAUGAAUUUGCUAAAGCUGAAAAAACAUCAUUUGUAUCAGUACCAAACUUUAAAUUAGAUACCAGCAUCAUCAAUGAAGCAUUCAAAUCAUUAAAUAAAAAUAUAAUACCAAGUGGUAAUUUAGAUUAUAGCAAAAAUGAAAAUAUCGAUCAUAGCACCACCACUACAACAGAUACAGCAGAUAGAAGACCACAAUUACAAUCAAAGAAAGAAAAAAGAAAACAAAAAAAAGAAGCAUUUUUAUCAAAAUUCAACCCAUCCUCAACUUUAAAUUUAAAAAAUAAUAAAAACAGUAAUAAUAAUGAUAAUGAAGAAGAAGACGACGAAGAAAAUGAAAAUAUGGGAUUAUCAGGUGUUAUGUCAUCAAUUAAUUUAUUAAAAGACUCAAUGAAAUUACAACCAAAGACCAAAGGACCAAAACUAACAAACGAAAAGAGAAAGAAAAUAUCACAAAAAGAAUUAAGUCAAUAUAAAAAUGUUUUAGCACAUCCACAAUUUCAAAGCAAUCCAUUUGCAACAUUACAAGAACAUCUUGCAAAUAGUGUAGCUUUACAAAACCAAAAAAUUAAACAAGAAGAAGAUUUUAAAAAGCAAAACCAACCAAGAAAAAAUAAAAAUAAAAUGAUGAAUUAA